UUCCUGUUUUCAAACGGGGAACUUAAAAGCAGCAGCUCGCUGGAGCCUGGAACCGAGGGGGGCUGAAGGCGGCCAUGUGACACUCCCCCCAGACCCCUGGACCCACACAGGACCAGAGAGGCUUCAGAUGAGGAGACUGAGGCCUAGAGAGGAAGGGGAAGAUGACCAAGACUCUGUCCAUGCACCAAUGAAUGAAUACCUUUCUCCUUUUCACUCCCCUCAUGGUGACUCCCGGAAAACCCUAUAAGAGAACACAUAAGGGAAGUGGCUUUGACUGCUGAAUUUGACUUUUAUUCAAAGCCCCCUGGGGUCGUGCUCAGCUUUCCCAGGUCUUGACUGGUGCGUUCGGCCAAGGCCAUGAUUCCUGGGGUCUCUGGGAAAACUGUGCCCUUCUUGUGACCUGGCACCAGCUCCCUGAACAGGACAGCAGAGCUGGAAGGGCCGGGACAACUGAGGCUCACCAUCACCCAUUCUACAGAUGAGCCAACUGAGGAGUUAGGAGUGCCCAUGGGAAGCAUUGGGCUUCCAAGAACCUAGGCCACCCAGAGCCCAUUAGGUAAUAGAGCAUGAAGACCACUCACUACUCCACCUGGGCACCCACCAGGCUCUAGAGAACGCGUCCCCACCCUCCAUGCCUAGUCAGCAAGACGGAGCCUGCAGCCACACUUCUCAGCCUUGGAGCAUGGCCCGUCCCGAGCACCCCGGGAGCCCUGGAUGGACAGGACCCACGGCCAAGGGCACAGCAGGGCCCAGGCAGGAAGCAUCAGCCACUGGCCGAGACCUCCCGUGUCCAGGACCCGAAGGGCACUUAGACCCAGUCAUGUCCCCAGACCCUUGUCCCCAAAGCGCCCUGACCUGGUGCAAGGGCUGACGCGUGCCGUCCCUCCAGACGCUCCCGGCAGCCCCAGCCCCAACUCCAGCAUGACCACCCGGGAGCUGCAGGAGUACUGGCGGAAGGAGAAACGCUGUUGGAGGCGCAUCAAGCUGCUCUUCGAGGUCGCGUCCGCCCGCAUCGAGGAGAGAAAAGUCUCCAAGUUUGUGAUGUACCAAAUCGUCGUUAUCCAGACAGGGAGUUUUGACAGCAACAAAGCCGUGCUGGAAAGGCGCUAUUCAGACUUCGAGAUGCUCCAGAAAAACCUCCUCAAGACGUUCAGGGAAGAGAUCGAAGACAUCGCCUUCCCCAAGAAGCAUCUGGUAGGCAACUUCACCGAGGAGAUGAUCUCCGAGCGCAAGCUGGCCUUCAAGGAAUACCUGACCCUGCUCUAUGCCAUCCGCUGCGUGCGGCGCUCCCGCGAAUUCAUCGACUUCCUCACGCGGCCCGAGCUCCGGGAGGCGUUCGGCUGCCUGCGCGGGGGACAGUACGGCCGGGCCCUGGAUAUCCUGGUGCGCGUGGUGCCCCUGCAGGAGAAGCUGACGGCCCACUGCCCGGUGAUGGUGGUGCCGGCUCUGUGCGCCAUGCUCGUGUGCCACCGGGACCUGGAGCGCCCCGCUGAGGCCUUCGCAGCCGGGGAGAGGGCGCUGCAGUGCCUGCAGGCCCGGGAGGGCCACCGCUACUACGCCCCCCUGCUGGACGCCAUGAUCCGCCUGGCCUACGAGCUGGGCAAGGACUUCGUGUCACUGCAGGAGAAGCUGCAGGAGAGCCAGCUCCGCCAGCCCAGCCCCUGGGGCUUCACGCUGAAGGAGCUCACGGUCCGGGAGUAUCUGUACUGAGUCCCACUGACGGGUAGGCUGGAGACUGGGGAUCGUGGCCAUGGCGGGGUGGUGGGGAGGGGACACGGACUGUUGGAGGGGAGUGUUUAGUGGGAGGAGCCACUUGAGGCUUGAACUUGCUAGGUGACACUUUGGACAAGCCUCUCCUCUGGUCCUCCAUGACUGCAUCUGUGUGGAUCCCAGGAGUGCUCCCCCCACCCCACCCCUCCUGGGGUCCUCAGAAGCCUCUGCCUGUGUCCUGGGUGCCUUUGAUGUCAGACUCACCUCAUCUGGAAACCACAAACCCAGCUGCCAAAGUGCCAGAGAGUGAGAUCCAACUUUCUGAUGCUUUCGGGGGUCGCUGGAGGGGGUGGUUUACAUUGCACACUGUGGACAAAGUUUAAGCCCCUUCCUCCAAACAGUCUCACCAGCUGCCCUGUCUUCCCUCUCUGCUCCUCCUCCCUCGAGAUUGCCUGCCCAGAUCCCCACCAUGGUCCUAACCAUUUCAGCUCUUCCUUCUCGGUGUGUAGACCCAACUCAGAUAAACAAAAGUUCACCCACGGCUCUUCGAGGCCAGCUUUGUCCCCUGUAGGUCACCCUUUCAAGGGUGGGAGGACCCUGGGCUAGAACGUCAUCCUGUCACAAGAGUCUGUGAAACAAGGCGUUGGUAGGAAGGGAAUUGGCCAACAAUUCUCUGGUCAGGAUGCUGUAACUUGGAGUCCAAGUGCGUUUUCAUUUAUAAGGCACAUGGCCCUUGACGAGGCUCCAUGAGUUACACAGAUGUGGCCCCGAGGGAGGGGAGUGAUACCCAGCAGGGUGAGACUGAAUGCUUAACACCUCCCCCAUUUGAAGGACAAUGUUCUUGGAACCUCUCCGAUGGGCUGGAAUGCCCUUGACUGAGGUCCGCUGUCAGGAAAGGACACCAGGAGCCCAGAGUGGAGGGGAGACCAGACCGAUAACCUAGGUUCAACAUUGGGCUUGAAGCCGAUGGUCCAGCCUGGUUUGGGGCAAUGUGUGUUUGAGACUAAAGGUCCUGAAGACCUAAACCAUCUGGCUGAGCUUAUGAGAGUGAAAUAAAGAGGCUGUUGCUCUGCAUCUUCAUGUGGGGCACCAGCUUGACCUAUGUAGGGAUCCAGCUGGAAAAAGAGACCACUCUAGAGGUGAACAGGCAUUGACCAAACUGCACCAGAAUGUGUUCAACAGCGACACCAUGUGGCAGCAUCUGGAAUGGCCCUACCAGGCUCCACUCUGGAAGCGAGAAACCAACCUGACACUUAGGGACAAAGAAAGCUUCGGGUCUCUCAAUUUAUUCUGGGAGAAGGACACUUUGCAUGGGAGAUGUUGGACCUCUUGAGAGAGAAAGUUAAAGUGUUCUGUGGAAAAAUAAAAGGCCGUGACUCUCUUUAUAAUGAA
Mustela lutreola (European mink) is the source of this 3102-nucleotide messenger RNA. RefSeq names its product sorting nexin 20 (gene SNX20). The record is from RefSeq and is a predicted model, not a curated record. Lineage: Eukaryota; Metazoa; Chordata; Mammalia; Carnivora; Mustelidae. Gene Ontology annotation, biological process: protein transport. Gene Ontology annotation, cellular component: early endosome membrane. The transcript has 5 exons. Gene Ontology annotation, molecular function: phosphatidylinositol phosphate binding. Bases 715 to 1710 code for a protein of 331 amino acids.